CCCUGCCCUUUCAAAUUCAAUCCCACUCCCUAUCUACACGAAUCUUUCUGUUUCGGACACAGAAACAGGAUUUGAUUUGACCUCAAACAAAGUCCAGAGAAAUGGCGGCGGACUGGGCCGGACUUCCGCCGGACUUGCUCCGGAGCAUCGCCGAUAAACUCACACUGCUCAUCGAUUACGUCCGAUUCCGAGCCGUAUGCUCCAAUUGGCGAUCUUCAGCCCCAACUACUCCUUCCCGCCUCCCUUUUCAGCUGCCCUGGCUGAUGCUCCCCCACCACCACCACCACCGCCGCCGUCGCGGCUUCUUCAGCCUUGCCGCUAACAAGGUCUACUUUCUCUACCUCCCGGAAACAGCUAACAGACGCCGCAGCCGCGGCUCCUCUCUCGGCUGGCUCCUCAUCCUCGACGAGUGUCCGGACAUCUUGCUUCUCAAUCCGCUCACCCGAGCCAAGCUCCAUCUCCCUCCUCUCUCGGCGUUCCCAAAUGUUGUCAAUUUCAGCUUCAGGGACAUCGGCCGCGAGUACACAGUCCGGGCCCGCAACGGCGAUAUUUUUAGUCAUAAUUUGGCCUAUAUGCGUGAUUAUUUCGUCAAGAAAGUAGUUCUCUCUUCGAGUCCUAGUAAUCAGAAUUUUAUUGCUCUGGCGAUUCUGAACCAAACAGGUGAUCUCGCUUUCUGCAAGAAGGGAGAUCAAUCGUGGAAAUUCAUAGAAGACGCCCAAUCUUAUGGCGAAGACGCUAUAUAUCAUAAUGGAUUGUUCUACGCUGUAAAUAAAUUUGGGCAAAUUGCUGUUUGUGAUGUUCAUGGUGAAUCCCCUAGGGUUUCGCUUAUUGAAACGCCAACACAAGUCGGGGGAGAUAUGCAAUACCUGGUGAGUUCCUCGAAGGGAUUCUUACUGGUUACGCGAUAUUUAGACUUCGACCUCAAUGAUCAUCAAAUUGAUAUUGUGUAUAAAACUGCGCAAUUUCGAGUGUAUAAGCUGGAUUUGAGCGGCCCUAACUGGGAGAGGGUGACGAGCUUGGAUGAUGAAAUGUUGUUCUUAGGGGAAAAUUCUUCAUUGGCUUUGUCCGCUCUUGAUUUUCCAGGUUGUAAAGGGAAUUGCAUUUACUACACUGAUGACUAUUCUGAAUCCGACUACGAUGGCAUUUCUGGAGGUCAUGAUUUGGGUGUUUACAAUCUAGAAGAUGGUAGUAUUGAACCGUUACCAUGUUAUCCCCGCAACUUUCCUUCUCCUCCUCGAUGGCCACCACCAAUUUGGAUUACCCCCAAUCCGUGUUAAUGUUGUAAGUGCACUUUUUAUCCUGUUGGUUUCUCAUUCUACGCUAUGAAAUUGCUCCUAGUCUAAAAGUGUUACAAUAAGAUUAUUCCAUCUGCUAUCUGAUGGAAAGAGUUUGUGCAUUAUUUAUGCAAUGUACGUUGUAUAGUGGAUGGUGUUGUAAUCUUUAUAGGACCUUAUAUUUGUUUGUUGUUCAUUAUGUGACUGAUACUGUUAAUUUGUAAAACAUAAUUGUCAUUUUGCAAUAGUAAUUUGGAUGUGAUUUUUCAAUAA
Diospyros lotus (date-plum) is the source of this 1547-nucleotide messenger RNA. Its product is annotated as F-box protein SKIP23-like. The record is from RefSeq and is a predicted model, not a curated record. The coding region runs from base 102 to 1277 and encodes 391 amino acids. Lineage: Eukaryota; Viridiplantae; Streptophyta; Magnoliopsida; Ericales; Ebenaceae. The transcript has a single exon. Gene Ontology annotation, molecular function: protein binding.